AUGCAUCACCUCUUUGGGCUGGUUUUGUCACAAAAGGACCUUUCACGUGCAGGGGAUCUUUUCUCCUUAGAGGAUGCUGAGAUUGAAGGAAGCCUCUCAGAAGCUCUUGAACAAAUAAGAAUAAUUAGUUCAUCUGCAGACUACCAGACCAAUGAUAACGACCAGGCUGUGGUGGAAAUCUGCAUCACUCGCAUCACCACGGCCAUCAGGGAGACGGCGUCCAUCGAAAAGCACGGGCAAGCCCUCGUGGCUCUCUGGGAGUCGUGCCUAGAGCACAACCUGAAGCCAUCUGGAAAAGAUGAGGACACGCCACACGCAAAAAUUGCCUCCGACAUCAUGAGCUGUAUCCUGCAG
Messenger RNA from Merops nubicus (carmine bee-eater), 354 nucleotides. RefSeq names its product ventricular zone-expressed PH domain-containing protein homolog 1-like. NCBI's taxonomy places the organism in Eukaryota, Metazoa, Chordata, Aves, Coraciiformes, Meropidae. Gene Ontology annotation, biological process: regulation of signal transduction. The annotation marks the transcript as partial. The record is from RefSeq and is a predicted model, not a curated record. Gene Ontology annotation, molecular function: phosphatidylinositol-5-phosphate binding. The transcript is spliced from 2 exons. Gene Ontology annotation, cellular component: plasma membrane.